GAACAGAGACUCUGCAGCUGACGAUGACAGAAGUCCUGAAGAGGCAGUCUAAAAAGGGCCACAACCAGCACAUCUCAGUGUCAGAGGUGAAGGUGGACGAGGUGCAGGUGAGCGUUGGAGACGACGGGACCACCUUCGCUGUGUGUCUGGAUCAGGAUGAGAAGAAGUUCAUCCAGAGUGUGACCAGGUGCGACGUGUCUCUGUGCUGCAAACCAGGAAGCAGCUCGGACUGGAGGUCGUACAAGCUGCUCCCAGGUCAGGUUCAGCCUCUGCACCCGUCCUACUGCUCCCUGCUCUGCCUCCCCAUCACCUCCUUCUCUGCCUCCUGACACACACACUCCUGGGGAGUCAAACACUGCGGGGAUCCUCACGCAACCUGGCGACUGAAUGACGUCUGAAAAAACGAAAGCAGAGAAGAAGUGGCACCUAAUAAUAGUGACAUAAUGUUUAACCUACACACUGUGUAUUUCAGGUUUGUCUUUGUACGGUGUGUCUGUUCUGCAGCUUCGAUCUCAGAAGACUCACUGUGUAUUAAUUAAUGUCGUUAAUGUUCUUGUUUGGAGGAUUUCACAGGAAGCAGAACUUUGAGAGAAACCGAUUACUUGAUUACGACUGUGUACGUUCUUUUAAUCCCCCUCUUUGUCUUGUACAAUAAGCUAUUUAUUUUUGAAGCGAUAGCUGUGUUUUUAUGUGGCGCACAAUCGAAUAAAAUAAUGUUUCAGUGA
Molecule: messenger RNA, 725 nt
Organism: Paralichthys olivaceus (Japanese flounder)
Lineage: Eukaryota; Metazoa; Chordata; Actinopteri; Pleuronectiformes; Paralichthyidae
Source: RefSeq, a predicted model, not a curated record